Messenger RNA from Phanerochaete carnosa HHB-10118-sp, 5581 nucleotides. RefSeq lists its product as uncharacterized. The transcript has 10 exons. Gene Ontology annotation, molecular function: protein binding. The record is from RefSeq and is a predicted model, not a curated record. Bases 776 to 3424 code for a protein of 882 amino acids. Lineage: Eukaryota; Fungi; Basidiomycota; Agaricomycetes; Polyporales; Phanerochaetaceae.
AGCAUCACAAAAUAUUUUGAGGACGAUGCCCCGAGCGCUGUCUGCAGACUUCUUCACCCCGCAUCCGAGGCGAGCGAAAGGCAAGGAGAGGGCGCGAGUGAGCGAGGGCUGCUCAACGUCUGGGAGUAGCGGUUCGGUUGAUGUGGCUUCGUCGUCUUCAGUCUUUACGCGGCCGGUGAGCCCACGAACCGGACUUCCAAAUCGUCCAAGAGCACGACGUCUCAGCAACCAGCGUCCGUUCGCAGACUCUCCUAGAGGGAGGAUACCUACUAUACAUUCUAUGAAUGCCAGAAGUGGCAUAAUACAGCGACGGCAUGCCUCAACACAGCCCAGGCUAUCUCCCAGGGCUCCCAGAACGUCCAAGGCUGAGGUCGCUUUACAUAAUAAAAAUCUAAUAUCCGCUUUUUACGACAGCGAAGCCGACGUCGAUCGCCUAUGGGACAGCUACGAGGCUUUACGCGCCGCAGGAGCUGUGAGAAGUAAGAAGAUCAACCUACUGUCACUCGCGGACCGCUUCAUCUCGCACGCUGGGUCGUUUUACUCGUCACCGACCGUGAAGGACAUAUGGGAAGAAUGGGGUCGUAGAGUCCAAAAUAUCCUAUUGGAGAUGGAGUAUCGAAUAACGGACGAGUACGAUGAACGGGAGCAAAGAUAUUGGCAGAUGAUGAUGUCUCGUGCCUCGGCCCUGCAAGGACGCCUGGACGAGGCUUUGGAGAUGUCGCGGCACGUCACGUCAACGUCCAUACCUGAUACAGAACAUCGACGCGUCGUCGCGAUGUAUCGCACCUUGGUCGCCGCGCUCCGGCAAUUCCGAGAUCCUCGAGCAGUGUUCGAGUUCGUUCUGCAUGACUGGGAAGCCAUAGGCACCUAUCUCAAUGCCCGCUCCGUCAUCGUGUCCCACCCCGAGACUAAACGGCCCACCGUAUACGGCGUGGACGAACUCCGCCGUCUCAUUUACGCGACCGUCGACGAGCUUCCGUCUGCUGUCGACGUCCUGGUCGAGUCGGAGCGCACGUGGCCGCAGUCGUGGCGGCAACGGGCUGGCGAAUUCCUUAUCGACGUCCUCAUCUUCAAGCGAAAGGCUCACGAAGCGCUCGCGGUACUGCGGGAAGUCUACAGGCAGGGGCUCCAUGUGCCAGGAUACUACCAGCUUGAGAUAAUCCAGUCACUCGCCAAGGCUAAUUCUUUUGAGAUCGCGAAUCCUAUGUAUGCGACCCUCCUGCAGGCACUGAAGGACCACCAUGGAAAGCUAGGGUACAAGAUCACCGAGACGGGCUUGUACUUGUUUGCUAGGCAGGGCGAUAUCCGACGAACGCAGCGUUACUUUCGAGCCUUCAGAGACGCAGGUGGUAACCCAGCAAGAGGCGCCGCGCUUCUGCUGCAUGCUCACGCCGCCAAGGGAGACGCAACUGGAGCUGUUGCAGUCUUCAACCAGUACUGUUCGGAUACUGCUUCAUCUGAACAGGUAAAAGCCAAUAUCGUACACUACACCUCCGUAAUUCACGCUCAUGCCCGGCGCGGAGACCAUGAAGGCAUGAACUUGUGGCUACAAAAGUUGGCUGCCGCUGGAUACACUCCGGACAAACACGUCUACAAUGUCAUCCUGAAGGCGUUCGCGGAUAAAGGAGAAAUCAUCUCGAUGGGGUCCGUCUUGGACCAGAUGCGUGCUACAGGAAUUCGUCCCGACCGCGUGGCUUACACUACUGCUAUCACUGCACUCGCGGAGAAGAAGGACCCCAUUGCGGCGGAGGCGUUGUUCAGGCAAGCUUCUCAGGACGGCGUCGUCCCAGACCGAGUGAUGCUUACCGCCCUUAUGAAUGCACACGUCGAGGCUGGAUCCUGGCAAGGCGCCAUCAAUGUCUUCGACUAUCUGCUGACGCAAACGCGAAGACGGAAGAUCAACUUGUCCAUCGAGAUUUAUAACACGCUCUUGAAGGCCUACGUCCUCAUUGGUGCUCCAUUCAGCACCGUCUUCCGCCUUUUUCACCGGCUGGAACAGAUGCAUAUUCGCCCCGACGACCACACGUUUGCGCUCGUCAUGCAAUCCGCCUGCGAUGGCAACGUCAUGGAUGUCGCGGAGAAACUCUAUACCUCUGUUAAAGCGAUGUCCAAGAGCUGGGAGAAUGGCAUUCCACUCACUGUGUACCUGGCCACGAUCAUGAUGGGCGGCUACCUCAAGCACGGCCACAGGAAAGAAGCUAGGCAGAUGUACCAGGAAAUGAUCAAGCUUGGGAUCCAGCCGUCGUCCGUCACCUUCGCGAACAUCUUAACGGCGUACACCAACGAGCGCAGCGAAGAGAGCAUCCAGAUCGCGAAGAAAUUCCUUGACGACUUAUUAUCCGUCGACCCUCACAACUAUGACUGGAUGCAGAACGCUCGUGGUGCCGGCUCGGGUCUGGAGGAGGUUUACGGGCCACUACUCCGGAUCUACGCGAAGAUCGAGCGAGCCGAUGAGGUUGAGACUCUCCUGCAGGAUCUUUUCGACAAAGGCGGAGAGCCUUCGCUCGCGAACAUGACCGCGCUGCUUGAUGUAUACCGCCGAACAGACAACAGUGAAGGUGCGCGCGAAGUAUGGCCGCAAAUCUACAAGCUCGCUCUGGAGGUCUCUAACCUUGGGUAUCUAUUCCACGACAAGGAAGCCCUCCAGAGUGACGACCCUACCCGUCCAGGCGCCCGACGACAAGCAAUUGUGCUAGCUAUACCUCUUUCCAUUUACAUCGACGCACUUUCGACCGCCGGCCUUCACAUGGAGGUCGCCAGGGUCUGGCAGGAGUUGAAGAACGCAGGUUUCACGUUUGACUCUCACAACUGGAACCAUCUCUGCGUCGCGCUCGUCCGUGCCGGAGAGGUCGAACGUGCGUUCGAGGUUAUCGAGCGCGUCAUCCUCCCGUUUCGUCGGGCUCUCAUGCAGCUGGGCGUGCAAGAACGUGAUCAGGACCCGCAGUCUCCGCUGCUAACCGACUGGGAACCGACCGCGGACGACCUCAGCCGCCCGCCUACCCUCUGGCCGAUGAGGGACGCUAGGCGGCGGAACAACAUGCAGAAGCUGGUCCGGAAGCAGCACGUCGCAGUCAACACCGUCAAUGAGCGGCCGCAAGACUUUGCCCACGCCUUGCACGUUCUCCGCCAGGUAUCGCCACAGUGGAACCAAUGGAGACCGCACGUGGCGACGCUGCAGGCACUUGCGGACGCAUAUGAGCACCUGCACAGCGGCAAUCUGGUGCAACCAGUGCAGCCCGCUGGCUCGGCAGAGAGGGCGCCGCAGACUAUCGAGGACGUCGAGGAGCGCGCGAGCAGGGCGCAAGGAGUGCUCGACCGGAUCUAUGACAAUCAUCCUAACGCACUAGAUUACGUUACCCGCUUCAUCGAGUGGCGUAAAAGCCAUGGUCACACAAUGAAGAAACGCGGAUACAUGCGUCGGUGAACCUCUCAGACGUGGUGUGAAUGCAAAAAGCAGUAUGACCCAUGACAUCGAAACCGGAAAGCAUAACGACAACGAGAGACAGGUGAAAGGUACAGGGGGUGCCACCCGGGGUACACUCUACUUCUACACUUUCGAUACAGAAAGCCUGGGCGCGGUCAGCUGUCGUCGUCGGAGUCUUCACCAGACUCAUCCGAGCCGUUGCGCGCGCGCUUGCGGCUCUUGGUAGUGUUAUUCCGGUUGCGCAGUGGCAGCUUCUGGCCUUGGUUACCCAGAGCAAUGGAGAGGGCAGUCGUAUCUGGCACGCCCGGGAACCGCUUCGCUGAAUAAACCACGAACGGGUCCGUGAAUGUCUGCGCAAGAACUGGCGAGACGUCGGUGUGCACACGGUAGCCACCAGGUUCUGGAGCGGGCGGUGCGCCCACGUUCAUGAGCCUCAACCGCAGACGGAAAGUACCCUCGGUACGGAUCGAUAGGUCUUGGAAAAGGAAGAAGAUCCCAGGCUUGCGGUGCUCGUCCAGCAGACGGCACGCGUUCGCCGAUAGCGGGCCCACGAGCGUCCGGGUGUAUGUGUGCCGCGGGAGCGGUGGGAUGGUCGAUGGCGGCGUCGGGUUCUGCGUGAAACCUGGCGUGUGCGGGUAUGACGCCUGGGCCUGCGCUUGCUGCUGCUGCUGCUGGUGUUGCUGUUGUGCGUAGGACGCCGAGGCGUACAGCCCGGUGUCGACGGACUGUGGCUGAUGUUGCUGCUGCUGUACUACUGGCUGGCCGGGCGAGCCUUGCGACGGGACAGGGCCGGGCACCGGUACGACGUGAUACCUAGCGUUAGAAUACGGGUCGAUCGGGCUUGUGGACCAUGCUUGGCUAUGGCCAGCUGGGGCCUGGACAGACGGGUCGCGCAGUGCUGGAUCGAUAGCGUCCGGCGGGUUGCCCUCUAGCGCAGAAUAGCUGGAUUGCUCCUCCGGCCAUGAACGGUACGCGUCUGUCUCGUCGCGAGAACCGCUCGUGACGUGCCAACUAUCGGCGGCGUGGGUCGGGCUUGUAGCAUCAUAUGAGACGUCCGCGCUCGCGGCUGCGGCGCUUGCUUGCGACUCGGCGCGGGCCAUGGUUUGAAUAGAUGGAAGGGCCGGAGGGCCGAAUGGCUGUGCGGGACGAUCCAUCGAGGGGGAUGUUGAGUAUCCCCAGCCUGAAGGAUCAGUCGAAGGCUGAGAACCAUAUGGUGCCACGGGCGUGUAGCUGCCGGACGUGUCUUGGACAGUGCCAUGCUGAGGCGGGAAGGGAUACGCAUGUUGGUAGCCCGGUGUUGUCGGAGUCAUGUAUGGGGUCAUUCCUGUUCCAGAUGUCGGAGGGUAUUGCGAAGUGGAGGGUGUUGGGGGUACAGGACUUUGGCUUUCCGUAGGCUGAGAGCUUGCCUGCGUGCUGGUUGUUGCGGCAUUCGAAGCAGCGGUAUUCCUCCGCUUCUUGUUGUUUGCACCGUUAGGUACGUAGCGGUCAGAAGAUGUUGGGUGCAAGACAAGAUUCAUCUCCUUAUUACCGUCUGCCGACCAUAGGUCGACAGUGACGAGGAAGAACGAACAGUCAACUUCGUCAACGUCUACAACCGAGUGGUCUUCUCGUUGGACAUGCAUCUUCGCUACUGCGGCAGGAGCUAGCGGCCGUCGAUCCUUGUCACCAAAGCCACACAUUCGAGCCCGAAUGGGAUUCUGCACCACCUCCAGAGAAUAGUAUUUUCGACCGUAGGGCGAUGGAGGGCCCCAUGAGCCCCAAAUCUCGGGCACUGGAGGGUUUCCCGAAUUAUGCGGAUUCACUUUUUGGAUCAUGACGGUACGUAGACGUCGCAGGCGAAGGGAAGGAGAGUUGGUACGUCGUGUGUGUCAGAGCUGAGGGUGAUAUACUGUAUGUCUGGUGGUCGCCGAAAGGCACGCUUCUCACGAAAGUGUAAAUAGGCGGUCGGUGAGCAGUUUGCGCAAUGCGAGUACGUGAGAGGCCCGACCCGAUGGUCUGGAGAGCAGAUUCCGGUGAAGGCAGUGGUAACACUUGAUAUUGAGUACAAUUCCGCGUAUGAGCAACGAUCAAGGCCACAAGUCCGGCCUUGGGGCGUGUCUGGUAGUCUACAGGCGCAGAACAGGUCUGUGCAAGAUGUAGGGCCGGAGGGGAUGAAAG